Prinia subflava (tawny-flanked prinia) is the source of this 3979-nucleotide messenger RNA. It is a transcript of the gene SDCCAG8, whose product is annotated as SHH signaling and ciliogenesis regulator SDCCAG8. Bases 1 to 2664 code for a protein of 887 amino acids. NCBI's taxonomy places the organism in Eukaryota, Metazoa, Chordata, Aves, Passeriformes, Cisticolidae. Gene Ontology annotation, cellular component: centrosome; centriole. The transcript is spliced from 19 exons. The record is from RefSeq and is a predicted model, not a curated record. Gene Ontology annotation, biological process: centrosome cycle; tube formation; neuron migration.
AUGGCGGGACGUGAACGGCGCUUCCCGCCCCGCUCCGCCCCGGUCGUGACGGGACCGGCGCUGAGCCCGCUGCAGGCCCGAGGGCGUAGGCGGACGGGCCGUGCUGUGCGCAGGCGCGACUGCGGCCGCGAUCCACAACAAAGGGGAGACGGGUUGUGGCGACCACCCUCCCCCAGUUGCCGGGGGUGGGCGGGGGGCGGGGUCUCUGCCACCGGUGGCUCCGUGCAUGCCGGGACUUGUAGUCCUGGCGGCGGUAUUCCCGCCUUCAGGAAGCGCGACGGACCCCUGGCGUUGCUAGUCUCAGCUGCGGCGGCCGGCGACAACGGCCGGCUAUCAGGAGCCCGAGGGAUCACCGCAGGUGGCUCCUCCGAGAGCUCAACGCGGGAAGGCAGAAAGGGUGGAACUUCUGUCCCCCAGCCUCCCGGCGGGGAGCCCCCGGUGUCGGGAGACAGCGCCGGCUGCUCCCCGGGAGGCAGCGGCGUCCUGAUGCGGGCGCCCCGCGGGGAGCGCGCCCUGGAGGAGUCCCUGGAGCGGUACCAGAGGCGCCUCCGAGAACGUGCCAGUGAAAGCAUCUCUCAGCUGAAACAUUCCUUGGCAAAAGGUGAUGAUGGCACUGGAUGUGACCAGUCCUCUGUGGAUGAGGGCAGUGACAACACGGACAGGGCCAGUGAUGCCUGCGGGAACGCAGCCACUCAGGAGCUGCAGCAAAGCCACGCGGUUAACCAACUCAAAAUUUUGUUGCGACACCAAGAAAGAAUGGAAAGUGAAGAGUCUCCCUCAAGAAGGAAGAAUUCAUUCCAUAACCCCCCAGAAGCUGUGCCUGCAGACUUACCAGCCCUGUCUGACCUUGUUCCUGUAAUCAAUGAUCAGUCACAGUACAUUAACCAUUUGGAAGCAGAAGUGAAGUUUUACAAGGAGGAGUUGUGUGGGGUGAAAGAUCGAGAACAGACAGUUUUACUUGAAAAUGAGGAACUCCAUCAGAAGCUGAAAUUCUUAACUGCAGAAUACAUGUUGAGGGAACAAACUCUUCUAGAUGCCUCAGCAAAUACUCAGAACUCCCGGCCUGUAGGUGGUAAAGACUGUAGCAAGCACCAGCCUGUCACCUCCUCACCAGCACAUAACAAAGAUCAGGCUUUUCUUACAGCAGCUUCUGAAGACAAAACAAAAUGGCCUGAAGAACUGGAGAAUCUUAAACUUCUCUAUCAAGAAAAAGUCAAUAUCCUUGAUGCUCAAAUACAGUCUCUGAGAAAAGACCUUUCAGAAUCUCAGAAGACAUGCAAAGAUCUGGAAGGCAGGCUGAAGCACCAGAAGUCCCUGCUGGCAGCCCGCAAUUCCAGCCAUGUUGGCGGUCUGUGCCUGAGCUGUGCCCAGCACGAGGCCGUUCUCGCGCAGACUCACUGCAAUGUGCACGUGCAGACCAUCGAGAGGCUCUCCAGAGAAAGAGAUGACUUGAUGGAUGCACUUGUUUCAGUGAGACAAAGCGUGAAAGAGAUGCAGCAAAGAGAAUCUAAUGCUUGCAAGCAAGUUGAACACGCUGUGCAAAUGGCAGAAGAGGCCAAUUUUGAAAAAACAAAGGCUCUAGUCUACUGUGAGCAACUGAAAAGUGAGAUGGAACGGCAGAAGAAUUAUCUGGAAAAGGAGCUGGCUGCCCAGCUAAAUAAGAGGGCUGAUGAAAAAGAAGCACUGCGGCAAGAAAUGAAGAAGGAAAGGGAGGACUUGGCAGCAAUGGUGACAGCUUUGUCUAAGGAUGUGGCUGUUUUGGAGGCUCAAGUAGAGAGAAUUACAAGGGAAAAGAAUUCUCUAGUUAGCCAGUUAGAAGAAUCACAGUGCCAGCUUACGUCUCAUGAAAUGGAGAUGAAUAAGGUGUGUGGAGAAAUGCGCUAUCAGUUGAAUCAAACCAAAAUGAAGAAGGAUGAGGCAGAAAAGGAGCUCAGAGAGUACAGAACAAAAACUAUAAGGGAGCUUGAAAUUAAGGACCAGCAAAUAGAAAAACUGGGAUUAGAGCUGAAUGGAAACAAACAGCGUUUGGAAGAAGCCCAGCAGGAUGUGACAGAAGCCAGAGAGGAGUGCCUAAAACUGACAGAACUGCUGAGUAAAUCUGAGCACCAACUGCACCUCACCAGAUUGGAGAAAGAGAGCAUUCAGCACAGCCUUAGCAAUGAAGCAAAGGCCCGAGCCCUUCAGGCCCAGCAAAGAGAGCAGGAGCUGACACAGAAGAUGCAGCAAAUGGAGGCCCAGCAUGAGAAAACUGUAGAAGAACUGGAUUCAUUGCUGACCUCCCAGAAUACAUUCAUAGCAAAAUUAAAGGAAGAAUGUUUUGUGUUGGCAGAGAAGUUGGAACAAAUGUCAGAAAAAUACAGAUCUGAAGUCAACCAGCUUAGUCAGGAAAAAGAGUAUCUCCACAGCAGAUUGGAGAAGAUGCAGAAACGGAAUGAUGAAUUGGACCAACAAUGUAUCCAGCAUGGGAGAAUGCAUGAGAGAAUGAAGUCAAGGUUACAGCAGCUCGACAAGCACUGCCAGGCCACUGCCCAGCAGUUAGUGGAGUUGCUCAACAAACAGAAUCAGCUCUUCAAAGAGAAGCACCUGCUCACAGAAGAGGUGCAGUUUCUGCGAACACAGGGAAAAAAUGGGAUGCAGAUCUCAAACAGGACACAGAUGGAAUGAAGUAAAAACCUGGAUGAAUAAAGAGAAAUGAGCAGAAGUCUGCUCAGCACCUGGCUGAAACUUGUCUGAGGCUCACCCAAAGACACCUCUGCAGAAAACAGGCACACUUGCUAGCUAAUUUCAGCUGGUUUCUAUUUGGUUUUAACUACAGAAUCACAAAUAUUUUGAAGCCUUACCAGCCUACCAAACUUCCUAGGACGACAGCUGAGACUUUUCUGAAAAGACCAGGCUUGCAAGCCAGUUUUAAUAGCUAUUACGUGGUGUGGAUGUCAAUAAUUUGUACAAUUUUUAUAAAAUGUUUUUAUCUAUUUUCAUAGUUGAACAUACAUGUCUAUAUUAUUUACAGUCUGAAAUAUCAAUAAACUAAUAGGAUCUCUAGGUUCCUUGUUCUGUCCUUCUGAAUCCAAGGGAAAGCAUGUGCAGGGGAGGAGGGAGAAGGGGGCUGUUUGCAAGUGCUGCACAUGUACACUGCCCUCCUUUUUACAAACUCAGUACCAGAAUAUACCUGGGAACUUUAUUCAACAGGAUAUUUGUCACUUUUAUAGAAAAAGUGAGAGCCCCGACAACUACUCACUAAUCAGAAAAGCGUAAGAAGACUGAGAAAUGUUCCACCUAAUGUGGAGGAGUUUCCAUGGGUCAGGUUCCCCUUUAAAACAUUCACUGACCAAGGCCUUUAAGAGAAAGGAGCCCUUGCAGAGGAGCCUUGCUGGGCUCCGAGCUGAGGUGGUGAAACUGGACUCUUCCACCAGCACAUCCUCAGGGCACCAGCUGAACUUGGCUUCAAAUUAUUGAACUCGGAACAUUUGGAGGGUACAGGUGGAGGGCUUUUUUUCUGGUUAACUGCAUUCAUGUUUGUCAAGGUUACUUUUCAAAUACCCAGCUGUUUGAGAAAGAAUUAUUCUGAGUAUUUUGCUAUCUAGUGUAGGAUAAGCUACACACACAAGAGAAAAGUUUCUACAUCUAAUUUUUUCAAUGUAGUUGGUAAAGGGGGUGAAAAAAGCACAAAGAACAGUUCCCCAGCAAUAAAGCUACUUCAGCAUGAACACGGAAAACGUAACAAAAAUAAGAGUAACAACACGUGCAAUAAAUUACCAUUGGGUGUGGAACACAAUCCUUCCUUUCUCUUAUAUUUUAAGAAUUAUUAGUGGUACAGCCCUAACAUCAAAGUGAUUUUUCCUCCCUAUUUCAAUUUCCUGCCAUAUAAAACUGCCAACCACAUCUGAUUGCCUCCCUGAACAGCUUCACGGAUAUGACACUGAGCGUGCUGAGAAAGGCCUCAGGUCCUGAGGGAGAGGAAAGGCUGCUGAAAAAAAGC